CACCGGUUCCUAUCGGAGCUGCCAUGCGCCAAUUGACUGUCAGAGAACAAUUUGUUUGACAUGACCUUUCGAUUUGUGUGAGAUUAUUAGGGCUCUCGCGGUACGCAUUAUGGUAGGUGGUGCGUUGAUCUAUAUCAGCAAUGCGUUUAUACCAUUUUAAUGCGUAUCUCCAUGAUAUGCUUCCUAGAAGGGCUCCCUCGUGCUUGAAGAAGAAAAAGAAUCCAUACCAAAGAGAAAAGCAAUUCCUAGAAAUUUUCGACCAGGCGUACGAUAAUCUCAGAAAUGGCGCUGUAAACGCCAGUGAAUAUCUACUCUUUAAAUCGGCUAAGAAAUCUUCUCCCGGGAUUUCUUGUACAACAGUCAACCACAAACCCCCUGUGAUUAUGAUGGGAAGAUGGAAGUUACAGGACGACCGGCCUUAUCGCAUCCAGCAAGUCACUGCCUAUAGGGGAAAGAACAACGGUGUAUACUUGCAAGGCGGUCUGGCUAUCGAAUUCGAUAUAGUGUUCUUGCACAACACCAGUAUACCCGGGAGAGGGACAUUCAGCUCUCGCAGAGGCAAGUUGGUAGUAGCAGGAGUUUCGGACGCGUUAUUAUCGACGGUUUCAUGAUGCGUUUCUUUGCUCGUGAAGGUCGAGUUGCUUCUGUUGUAGCUAACUUACCGAAAGAUUUCAACCAUUGAGAUUCACAAAUGGGUUCUUGGUUGAUUCCAUUUAGCAAGGCUUCAAAGGCACUUGAUGUUAAGCGAGGUCUGCGGUAUCCAAACCUAGACAUUAGACAGAUACCGCUACCUGAGCUAAAUCCGACAUAAUCGGAGUUAGGACUGAUCUAUGGACGAGCAAUCCAGAAACAGUCAGGAAUGCAGCCAUAGUACUAUCGAUAUCAUAUCCUUUCUUUGUUUGUGUUGAUGCGUUUAG
Molecule: messenger RNA, 917 nt
Organism: Aspergillus ruber CBS 135680
Lineage: Eukaryota; Fungi; Ascomycota; Eurotiomycetes; Eurotiales; Aspergillaceae
Exons: 2
Coding region: 141-611 (156 amino acids)
Source: RefSeq, a predicted model, not a curated record